Molecule: messenger RNA, 546 nt
Organism: Iphiclides podalirius (scarce swallowtail)
Lineage: Eukaryota; Metazoa; Arthropoda; Insecta; Lepidoptera; Papilionidae
Source: the annotation of a GenBank genome assembly
AUGAAGGCCAUGAGGAAGGCAACCUCUAUAAAAAAUUCCAUAACCCUAAGGUCGAGCGUGCCGAUGGGGCAGCCCCAUCGUAUCUGGGGGGGGGGGGGGGGGGGGGCGAACACACUGUUUUGCGGCGAUACAUCUACAUCGUCCGCGGAUCGCCUAACAUCCAAGGACCAACUUAGAAAGGAGGAAGCCGUGCUGGGAGAUCCCAUUAACUCGGCACGAUACUCAAGGGGAAGACGUGGAAGACGGGGGCGAUUAGCUCAAUCUGGAGAAUCAAAAGAAGCUGAGUCUGAUGGUUCACAGCUGUCACAGGCAGUAGCAGCCUCUGCCUCGGCAACUCCUACUGAAGUGGAGGAUAUGGCCACUGAGAUUGAUACGGAUGAGGACUUUGCCGACUUCUCAGUGGUAUCAUCCAAGUCCAGGGCCAAAUCAACUUUGCCUAGUACAGAGGAGUUUGCGUUAGAACUGCGAUCUCAGGCAGGCAGAAAAGUUGAAGAACACAUAGACCGUCAACUUCAAGCCAUUGAGGAGGUAGCAAAGGAGGUAAAA